This is a messenger RNA of Struthio camelus australis, 771 nucleotides long. Its product is annotated as extracellular fatty acid-binding protein. Lineage: Eukaryota; Metazoa; Chordata; Aves; Struthioniformes; Struthionidae. Gene Ontology annotation, molecular function: small molecule binding. The record is from RefSeq and is a predicted model, not a curated record.
GACCACUCUCCAUCCCGCUGAGCGAAGCUGGAGGAGGCUGUGGCAAGAUGAGGGCCAUCGUACUGAGCCUGGGGCUGGCCCUGCUCUGCUUGUUGCAUGUGGAGGCUGAAGACCAGGGGGCUGCGGAGAUAAACAAGAACAAGAUUGCGGGGAAAUGGCACAUCGUUGCUCUGGCUUCAGACUCUGAAGGCUACCUCCGUAAGAAGGAUGAGCUGAAGAUGUCAAUGGCCAACAUCUUGCUGCUGGAAAAUGGCACCCUGAAGGUCUCCUUGGCCAUUCCCACCUCAGAGGGAUGCAAGAAAUCAGAGUUUAUCUUUAAAAAAAUAGGCAUCCCAGGUGAAUUCUACUACUCCGAGAGAGGCAAUAAAACAGUGCAGGUGAUGGAAACCGACUACAAGAGCUAUGCAAUUAUAUUUGCAUCCAGAGUGAAGGAUGGGAAGACCUUGCAUAUGCUGAGGCUCUACAGCAGAACCCGGGAGGUGAGUCCCAAAAUCACAGAGCUGUUCAGGAAGCUGGCCAAGGAACAGAGCUACACAGAUGAAAUGAUCAAGAUGCUGCCCAGCCAAGAGGAAUGUGGCACUGAAGAACCAUAGGAGGCACCGGGCUGGCUGGUGGAUGCUGCUCUCUGAGAAAGGCAAGACCCACAUCCUGAAGUUCCAGGCUGCCUCUCUGCCAUCCCUCUUCAAGGUCGGCGGUCAGGGCCUUGACACAUCUUCUGCUCCUCCAGUGCAUUUUCCCUCCUCUUUGACAAAUAAAAAGAAUCAGAACUUC